AUGUCUGGCUUCGAAAUUCUCGGGUUGGCGUGUGCCAUAUUUCAGACAAUUAGCUUCGCUCAUGAAACUCUCAAUGUCUGCAUUGCUCUAUAUGAUAGGCAGAAGACGCCCGAUGAUGAGGUUGAGGACAUAGCCAAUUCAAUGGUCGUGGCCGCCGAAAAAGUGACCAGCAUAUGCGACGAGAACCAACAACUAAAGAAAGAAAUUUCCCAGAUUGCCGCAGAUUGCAAGAAUGAUGCCUUGGGUGAAGAAAUAGCGCGGAUCGCUAAGGAAUGCAUAAAAAUCGCGUCUCAACUCAAGUCAGAGGUCGGAAAGAUCACAAGCCUAGCCGCGAAGGGCGACUUCUUGAUUACCAUGAAAGCUGCAUCCAUGUCCUUAUGGAAAAAGCCCAAGCUAAAAAAGCUCAACGAAAAUUUAUGCUCCUACAGAGAGCAGAUGCAGACGCUGCUCAUCACCCAAAUUUGGGCCAUAGCCAAAUCGAACAACUUGACACAGAACUCAAAUUUUCAUAAUCGCGACGGCGAUGUUCAAGACUUUAUUGCCAACCUUGAAGCAGGAUGUACAAAAAUCGAAGAUCUCCUGAAGCGACAAGCCGCCUCGGCCCAGGCUCAUAUCACUGACGAGGUUGGGAUAGCCAAACAAGAAAUAAAAGAUCAUAGUGAAAGCUUAUUGAAAGCCCAUGAAAAAGAUGCAACAACAAAAGCGCAACAUGAGCGUCUUCAGAAGAGUCUCGAAUAUCCAGACAUGAAUUCUCGCCGCAAUGCUAUUUUAGAGCCUCGAGACGCCACCUUCGGACGAAUAUUUCGCUCAUAUACCAACACUAUCAACAGUAGCAAUUCUCCAAAUACUAAAGCGAUCGACAAAGUUUGGCAAAGCUUUGUGGACUGGCUACGGUCACAUGAGCCUGUGUUCUGGAUUCAAGGCAAACCAGGUGCUGGAAAAAGCACGCUAAUGAAAUACAUAGUCAACCAUGAAGAGACUCAAAAGCUUUUGGGCCAAUGGUGUCCACAAAGUCGGAUUCUAUCACACUACUUCUGGAAAAUUGGUUCAACAAUGGAGAACAACCUCCAAGGCUUAUAUUGCUCCUUGAUUCACCAAUUGAUCGACGAAAAUGAGGCCAUUUUCACACGAAUUCUUCAUGAGUUUCCCUUCGUGAAGAAAAAGACGUACGUCAACGAUUGGUCAACUCCUGAACUUGAUAGUGUUCUGGACUACAUCUUGGACUCAGCGGUGGAUCGAAACCCUGUGUGCAUUUUCAUUGACGGCUUAGACGAGUACCGUGGUGGACAAAAGGACCUCAUUGGGAGAAUGAAAGGGUUUUCUCAGCAUGAGCAGGUAAAGCUAUGCGUUUCAAGCCGCCCAGAGGAGCGGUUACUAGAAGGCUUCGACACUACACCCAACCUCAAACUUCAAGAUCUAACGAAGCCCGACAUGAUUUCGAGCAUAGAAGAAAGACUUGGUGUUUUUGAACGACGUGGGCAAAUCUCAUCCGAAACGCUGGAUACAAUUGCAAAGUUACUUAUUGUGAAAGCCGAGGGGGUCUUCCUUUGGUUGCAGCUGACGCUACAGAGUAUUGAGAAUGGUAUCGAAAAUGAAGACUCUAAUGAGUUUCUGAUUAUGCGGCUAAAAGAUCUUCCCAGCGAUAUAAUGGACCUGUACGCUGACAUGUGGACGAGGCUAAAUCAAGAUCUAAAGGUCUACCGAGAAUCUGCAGCUUUAUUCUUUCAAUUCUUGAUCCAAUCUCAAGAACACAAACAACGUAAGAAUGGAAUUCACCUCCCCUCCCACUUGCCACCUCACGUUACAUCAUUGUUCGACAUUGCGUGCUGGAAAGAUCAAGAUCUCCAGACAAGACUUUUGAACAUUAGGUGUGAGACGCGCUCUGAAGAGAUUGUGUACGUGUGUGGGAGGACUGAAAAAGAGAUUCGCACCCGUUGCGCAGGCCUUCUGGAAGUCAAACCUCUCGAUUGGAGCCCCGAAUCCGAUUUCAAUAACAUAUUAAGACGGGUGGACUUUGUGCAUCGCACUGCACAUGAUUUUCUGGCCGACACAGCAGCUGGCCAGCAGAUUCUUAGUUGGGGGAAGCUGUCGAUGUCGGAAACCGUCAUCCAAAUGACGAAAGGCGCGUUUUGCAAGUCGCGAAUCAAGGCGAGAUUUGCAACCACAGAAUACCUCCCGGAUCCAAUGUCGGCACUAGAAGACUUACUUGUAAUACAAGCUGAUGAAAAGGACUGGGUAACCGGAGCUGGCGAGUGGUUUGUCAUGGCGGAAAGUUUCUAUGACGCGGGACUGCUGGAAGAGCGUAUUCUGCCUCGGCCCUCCUUCUUAGGCCACAUCGCGUUUUAUCCAGGUCUUUGUGAGGCGGCAACACCAUUGUUUCAGAAAGCAGAGGCCUCUGUAGCCACCGAGGUGCUGCGAUUGUGGCAGUGGUGGUAUUUCUUCAGCUCGCAUAGGUCACAUAUGCAGAAAGCAAUCAGGUUAAUGAAGGCGGUGCCUCAGCUGAUGUCCUGCGGCCCCGAUUUGGAAGCUACUCAAGCAUACGUGCCGGUGCUACCAUGGAGCCCAGAUGGGCCAACAAUGGCCAACCGCACAACGGCACUGUGGGAAUUCGGUCAAAAAUCACUGAUGUGGGGGUUGGAUUGGAGGACGGAGCGCACAGCGCGUAAUGAGCAUUUUGAGCCGAUGUUUGCACAGACACUCGUCGCCCUCAUGAGCCGCCCAACGACCCUAUACCAGGUGGGGCUGGUGACAACAGUCGAGAUCUAUCCAGGAGGGAGAUUACAUUGUGUCCGCUCGAUUGACCAAUUAGCAGACAUGCGGGACGCUGCAAUCGUAAGCCCGCUCUUCAUGUUGAACACGUCCUUUCUGAUAAAGCACGCUUUGGACGGACUUUUAACACACUGCCCGGACAAGAUGACGGCGCAGUUACACAAGAUUCGCGGUCAAAUUACCAAUUCUGUCCCGCGCAUUGCCUUCAUUCACAUCACUAGCCCGGAGAAAGCUCGUUGGUAUCGGGUCAUUGACCACACGCCCUUUCAGGACAUCACCCACGUGAUAUUCGACCCUACCAUCCCUCUUGACAAGCCGGAUGCGAAGCUUGAACAAUCUUACCGAUGA
Molecule: messenger RNA, 3117 nt
Organism: Clonostachys byssicola
Lineage: Eukaryota; Fungi; Ascomycota; Sordariomycetes; Hypocreales; Bionectriaceae
Source: the annotation of a GenBank genome assembly